UUUUUAAUCCGCCGGAGAGUCGAUCUCCAAACAAAACCGUAGAGAGCACAUAUAAAGACGUGGCAGGCGAGUGCUUCGAAACAGUCUUCCGCCGCAGCUCGACGCGCUCGAAUAUCGGGAAUAUAUAGAUAUAGAACGGAGUUAGUUAGAUCGCAGGACCCACAGCAGAGCAGAGCCGCAGAGCCAGCAACCUCGAUGGGCGUCAUCUACAAGAUACUGAAGCAGCAACGCAGCAUGGAUCUCAGCCUGAGCUCGGCCACCAGGUGCAAGGUGCAGGCGGCCAUCAAGCAGCGCCAGCAGCAGCGCCGCCUCGAGGAUCACAUGGUGGAUGAUCGGGAUCGGGAGCGGGAGCGGGAGCGGGAGCCGGAUCAGCAACACAGCCACAAUCAGAGCCACAUCGAGAAGGAUAAGGAGGAGCUGGCCGAGCAGCAAUUGCAGCAGCUUUGCAGAUUUCUAGCCGAGAAUGCGGCGCGAAAAAAGCGUCAGCGUUUCAAGCUGCAGUACCAAUGCAAUCUAGCGGUCGAUCAGGAUAACGAUCAGGAGCAGUUGCCGGAGAAGGAGCACUUUGCAGCGCCGCCGCACGAGAUGGACCUGGAGUUCAUAGAGCAGCUGCAGCAUUCCUCAACCGCCAAAUCCCAUGGAGCAACUGGGCAGGCGCCACGUGAUAGCAUCCUGCUGAAGAUUCGCCACCAGAUCUUCGAGAGAAAACGGCAGAGGCAGCGCCAGUUGGCGGAGCUGGUGCAGCAGCGAAUGGUGGUGUGGCGACCUUGGUAAUGGGAUUUCCCCAAAAUCUAUCUAGCAACAGAUAGAGAUAGAUAGAUAGAUAGAGAGAGAGAGAGAGAGAGAGAGAAGUCCGGGAACUGAGACUAGUCUAAGGGAUAGCUUUAAGGACGAUUCGGUAUUAUUCCUGCUGCUGUGUGAUGAUCGCGCUGCUCUUCCAUUUUCCCACGCCUUUACAAACCGACUUUAUUUUUUUUCCUGUUAAUAAUACUUAAGUAAUA
Drosophila santomea is the source of this 1001-nucleotide messenger RNA. It is a transcript of the gene Him, whose product is annotated as zinc finger CCCH domain-containing protein 13. Lineage: Eukaryota; Metazoa; Arthropoda; Insecta; Diptera; Drosophilidae. The coding region runs from base 196 to 774 and encodes 192 amino acids. The transcript is spliced from 2 exons. The record is from RefSeq and is a predicted model, not a curated record.